UCUUGGGCGACAGAUUUGUGGAACUCGGAGGGAGCAGCAUCCGACUAGCGGCGGAUGAAACGUUCUGCAACACACACGAGGCUCACGCUGCGGCGUUGUCAUUGACAUGAACGCGGAGGUCUUCCAUUUGAGCUCGGGAAUGUUGGAUUAGCCAUACAUAAGAGACGGUUAUGGCGGGGUGAAGCGUCUGAGGUGCUGGGCGCAACCAACCGGCCGUUCCAUCUCCAGCUAGCCCAGGAGCCCAGAAAGUCAAGCGUCUUCAAAGCCACCUUAGCUCCGCGGUGGAGCUCAGAUCCUCGGCAUGGACUGGAAGACUUUGUGGAUGUCAAACACUUUGCACUUGGUGAAAUAAUGCUGACCCCAGGCAUGCGAUUUUUUCCCCUGCAAAGGAGGAAAAUCUCCACCCCCUGCGGUCCUGUCUGUGGUUACUGUUAGCCCGCUAGCUACCGAGCUAGCCCGCUCAGCCCCAUUAAAGGUGGGACGGGCGAACUUGGGAGUCUUUGGGCGACCACUGCCUUUCUUUUCGCUGUGAUUGAUUAAGACGUGCACAUUACCAAGUGUCAACGAUCUGUUAUUAAUUAGAAGCUCUUGUGCACACCCUUAACUGUUUGCAAACGGGGCUCUCUGCAGAGAGCAUCCCCGUUUCACCCUUUGGACCAUGGCGGACGACGACGUGCUCUUUGAGGAUGUCUACGAGCUGUGUGAAGUGAUUGGCAAGGGACCCUUCAGCGUGGUGCGCCGCUGCAUCAACAGGGACACAGGCCAGCAGUUCGCUGUAAAGAUCGUGGAUGUGGCCAGUUUCACCUCCAGCCCCGGCCUGAGCACGGAAGAUCUGAAGCGCGAGGCCAGCAUCUGUCACAUGCUGAAACAUGCUCACAUUGUGGAGCUGCUGGAGACGUACAGCUCUGACGGCAUGCUGUACAUGGUCUUUGAAUUUAUGGACGGUGCUGACCUCUGUUUUGAAAUCGUAAAGCGGGCUGAUGCUGGAUUUGUGUACAGUGAGGCUGUGGCCAGCCACUACAUGAGGCAGAUUUUGGAGGCACUUCGCUACUGUCACGACAACAAUGUGAUUCACCGUGAUGUCAAGCCUCACUGUGUGCUGCUAGCCUCCAAGGAGAACUCUGCUCCCGUCAAGCUGGGAGGCUUUGGAGUAGCGAUCCAGCUUGGAGAGUCAGGCCUGGUUGCUGGAGGUCGUGUUGGCACUCCCCACUUCAUGGCUCCAGAAGUUGUCAAGCGAGAGCCAUAUGGCAAACCGGUGGACGUGUGGGGAUGCGGGGUUAUCCUCUUCAUCCUUCUGUCGGGCUGCCUGCCUUUCUAUGGCACGAAAGAUCGCCUGUUUGAGGCCAUCAUUAAGGGCAAAUACAAGAUGAACCCACGUCAAUGGGCCCACAUCUCGGAGAGCGCCAAAGACCUGGUGAGGCGUAUGUUAAUGCUUGACCCCGCAGAGAGGAUCACUGUUUACGAGGCGCUCAACCAUCCUUGGCUGAAGGAAAGGGACAGGUACGCCUACAAGAUCCACCUUCCCGAAACAGUGGAACAGCUGAGAAAAUUCAAUGCAAGGAGGAAGCUGAAGGGUGCAGUGCUGGCUGCUGUAUCAAGUCACAAGUUUAACUCUUACUAUGGAGACCCUCCUGAGGAGCUACAUGACUUUUCAGAAGACCCAACCUCUUCAGGACUGCUAGCUGCAGAAAGGGCAGUGUCACAGGUUUUGGAUAGCCUCGAGGAGAUUCAUGCGUUGACGGACUGUAGCGAGAAAGAUAUGGAUUUUCUCCACAGUGUAUUCCAGGAUCAGCAUCUCCACACCCUCUUAGAUCUGUAUGACAAAAUCAACACCAGGUCAUCUCCGCAAAUUCGGAAUCCUACCAGUGAUGGAGUGCAGAGAGCCAAAGAAGUACUGGAAACAAUCUCAUGUUACCCAGACAACACAGAGGCAAAGGAGCUCAGGAGGAUCCUUACACAACCCCAUUUCAUGGCUCUGCUACAGACCCACGAUGUGGUGGCCCAUGAAGUGUACAGCGACGAGGCGCUGAGAGUGACGCCCCCUCCCACUUCCCCUUACCUGAACGGAGACUCACCAGACAGCACUAACGGAGACAUGGACCUUGAGAACGUCACUAGAGUUCGCCUAGUUCAGUUCCAGAAGAACACCGAUGAGGCCAUGGGCAUUACUCUUAAAAUGAACGAGCUCAACCACUGCAUUGUAGCCAGGAUCAUGCACGGUGGAAUGAUUCAUCGACAAGGGACUCUGCACGUAGGAGAUGAAAUUCGAGAGAUUAAUGGCAUCAGUGUUGCCAAUCAAACAGUAGAGCAGCUCCAAAAAAUGCUGCGAGAGAUGAGAGGAAGCAUCACGUUCAAGAUUGUGCCAAGUUACAGGUCCCAGUCCAAGUCUUUUGAGGUACAGAACAAAAACCUGUUCCGCCUUACAACACUUAAAGAAAAGCAAAUCAUGGGAGCGUUUGUGUUGCAGAAGGAGUCCCCAGAUUUGUCUCAACAUUCGGCUGCGAAUGGUCAUGCAAGCGUCACCAGUUCCAUCCUGGAUCUACCCGCAACAAUUCAGCCCAAAGGUCGUCAGAUCUCCAGACCUGCCAUCAAGGACAAAUUGUCCAUCAAGAUUUAUGUCCGUGCUCAGUUUGAGUAUGACCCGGCAAAAGACGACCUCAUACCUUGUAAAGAAGCAGGCAUACGAUUCAGGGUGGGGGACAUCAUUCAGAUCAUCUCCAAGGAUGACCACAAUUGGUGGCAGGGGAAGCUGGAGAAUACCAAGAAUGGCACAGCAGGCCUCAUCCCUUCACCGGAGUUGCAGGAGUGGCGUGUGGCAUGUAUAGCAAUGGAGAAGACCAAACAGGAACAGCAGGCCAGUUGCACGUGGUUUGGCAAGAAGAAGAAACAGUAUAAAGACAAGUACCUGGCCAAGCACAACGCAGUGUUUGACCAACUAGAUCUGGUCACAUACGAAGAGGUGGUGAGGCUGCCCUCGUUCAAAAGGAAAACGCUGGUUUUGCUCGGUGCACACGGAGUUGGCAGGAGGCAUAUCAAGAACACGCUGAUCACUAAACACCCUGACCGUUUCGCCUACCCCAUCCCUCACACGACUCGGCCUCCGAAGAAGGAUGAGGAAAACGGAAAGAACUACUACUUUGUGUCUCACGACCAGAUGAUGCAGGACAUCAGCAACAACGACUACCUAGAGUACGGCAGCCACGAGGAUGCCAUGUACGGAACCAGGCUGGAGACUAUCAGGCAGAUCCACACCCAGGGCAUGAUCUCCAUUUUAGAUGUUGAGCCACAGGCACUAAAGAUCCUCAGGACAGCUGAGUUUGCUCCCUUUGUCGUAUUCAUCGCAGCUCCCACUCUCACGCCGGGCAUGACAGAGGUACAGGAGGUUCCCAAGUGGUGUCGGAAACUGCCUGACGACUCCCUGCAGCGACUCCAGCAAGAGUCGGAGAUGCUGCAGCUGACGUACGCGCACUACUUUGACCAGACCAUCAUCAACAACGAGAUAGACGACACAUUGCGCCUGCUGGAGGAGUCCGUGGAGCUGGCGUGCAACACCCCUCAGUGGGUGCCGGUGUCCUGGGUGUACUAAAACCUCCUGAACGCAAAGGUGCCACCACCUGGAAUGUCGUAUGAUCAGAAUCCUGUGUUUGUGUCGAUGAAGUGUGGCGCUAAAAAGACAAGAAACAACCGCGCCACUUCACGAAGGGUCCACCCCUGGCCCUUUUUAUCUUUCAACGGUCUUGCAGGCCUUAAUGUGUACAUAUAUACAUAUCUAUCUGCAAUGAUAUAAAUGAUACAAAAAAAAAACAUGUUAAGUGAUACAGUUCUGUCUUACAUAGUUGAAGGCUAGGAGGGGCGUGUUCUAUAUUUUGUACUUUUCUUUUCUAAGUGAUGGACGACUGCUAACACCGACAAGGCAAUAGCACGCAUGACCUGAAGCGGGUGGAAGUGUGUCCGAACCAGCCGAACUUUCAAGCACAUAGGAAGCUGCCACAGUGGGCACAAGUCGCUGGACUCCAAACGCAACAAACAACAAAAAAAGCACAGGAAACUUGGCAGUUUCGUUCUCCCAACCUCUUAUUUAUUCCACCAUUUUGUUGAAAGGGACCACAGUCUGUCGACGCCGCUAGACCCUCCCCGCCAACCCCCCCAACCGACGAUCGUCUUUGUUUACAUCGGAAUUUGCACAAAAAGGACUAUGAAGAACACGUGUACUGCAUCUUGUCGGCUCAUAGUUUUUGGUUUGUGUUCGAGCGCCGACUGUGAUCCUGGAG
Nerophis lumbriciformis (worm pipefish) is the source of this 4271-nucleotide messenger RNA. RefSeq names its product peripheral plasma membrane protein CASK-like. NCBI's taxonomy places the organism in Eukaryota, Metazoa, Chordata, Actinopteri, Syngnathiformes, Syngnathidae. Gene Ontology annotation, molecular function: protein binding; protein kinase activity; ATP binding. Gene Ontology annotation, biological process: protein phosphorylation. The record is from RefSeq and is a predicted model, not a curated record.